AUGAUCCUCAUCCGUGCCUGCGAAUUCCUAGACUUGGGGAUCAUUAAAGCGCAGCCGAAUAUCUUCGACAACGGACCCGUGGACGAUAUCAAUAAUGCGCAGCGAAAUUUCCGUCUGGACGGACGUGGCAAGGACACCGAGUUUUCCUCGCAACCCGCCCGUUUGACAACGUCGAAGAUCUCGCUGGCGGGAAUGACCUGCGCAGCUUGCAGCACGACCAUCUCAAACGCUGUCUCCAAGCUCUCAGGCGUCGAACGGAUCGCCGUCUCCGUUCCCCUAUCCCGCGCGACAGUCGUGCAUCAUCCCUCGCAGACGUCUCUACAAGACAUCCUCUCCACCAUCGAAGACCUAGGCUACGGCGCCACGGCCGGCGAGCGCAGCGCGCAGCAGAAUCUCAAAGUCCUCGAGCAGCGCGAGGAGAUCGAAAGGCUGCGCUCGGCGUUCACAAACGCAGCGGUCGUGGCGUCUGCUGUCUCUGGGCUGGAGACGGUGCUCUGGCUCCACCUCCCCCUCGUAGCAGUGCGGAUGAUCCGGUUAGUGGGGGCGGGUUUAGCGACGUGGACGCAGGUUUCCGAUGCAGGCGUGAUCCACCACGCUGCCUGGCGUAGAGGGUUGCGGGGGAAGCUGACGAUGGACUCGCUGGUCAGUUUGUCGUUGUUGCUCGGCAUGGUGCUUUCGGUGUUUAAUGUUCUGCUGUUCGGGCUGGAAGAGGGGAAGGUGUACUGGUCUUCCCUCUCCCUCCUCACAACAGUAAUCCUAGGCGGUCGGUUACUGGACACGGUGUUGCGGAAGCAGAGCACGCUGACGUUCGCGGGGUUGUAUCGGUUGCAAGAGAAGUCGAUGUUCGUGAAGCUGGUGCGUUCGGCGGCGAGGGAAGUUGAGGGGGAGCAGGUGGUGGAUGCGGCGGCGCUGGUGCCGAGGGAUGAGAUCAAGAUCGGUUCUGGCGUGAUCAUUCCGUGCGAUUGCUAUGUUUUGCGUGGGGAGACGUGGGUUGAUCAGGCGACGAUGACGGGGGAGUCGAGAGCUGUGUUGAAGAAGCCGGGGGAUAGUCUGUUGGCUGGGACGACGAAUCUGUCGUACGAGAUUGUCGCUGUGGUGUCGAAGCCGCAGGAGGAUUCAGCGCUGGAGAGCUUGAUCGCCAGUAUUUCGACGGCAACGGAGAACUCGAGCCCAAGCAAAGAGGUCGAUACGCUGAUCUCGCGCUUCGCAGCCGGGAUUCUGACUUUGACGGUCGUUUGCUUUCUCGCCACACUGAAUGCCCGGUGGUCGCACGUGUCGCCGUCCUUAGCUCUCAACUUCGCCUGCGAGCGCGCCAUGGCGAUCCUGGCAUCCGCUUGUCCAUGUGCGCUCGGUCUCGCUACUCCGACGGCUGUCAUCGCGGGCCUUGACGCAGCGCAGCAGCGUGGAGUGAUAGUUAAGCGCGGCUUCGAGACAUUGCAGGCGCUCUCGCGCUUGACGCACGUGGUGUUGGAUAAGACCGGUACGUUGACCACGGGGCAGCUCUCUGUGCCGGACGUUCAGGGGCGUCUUGAUGAGAUGCAGCGAAUGUUGUUGUGCAUUGCUGAGCGGGACGAUGCGGCAAACCAUCCGGUCGCUGGGGCUGUGUUCCGGUGGGCGUUCGCUGGGUUGUCAGAGGAGAAACGACGUUUGGUCCAUGAGGCAAAGGUGUGCAAGACGCUGAAUCAGGCUGGCAAUGGCGUGACCUGCUCGACCCAGCUUCAGCCAGCAGAUGAGUGGCAAACGGUGUAUGCUGGCAACGAAACAUUCCUCCAGCAGAACCACAUCUUGAUGCCAGAAUGUACAGCAAAAGCCUCCGCAGAGCCCGACUCCACGCUCGUGCACAUUGCAAUCAACAACGAGUACAUCGGCAGCCUACGCCUGCGCGACACCAUCCGCCCAUCCGCCCCCGCCGUAAUCUCCACCCUCAAACACACCCACAACCUCUCCCUAUCCAUGUUAACCGGCGACGUCUCCACCGAAGCCAACCGCGUCGCCCAGCACCUCCAAAUCCCCGUCCUCUCCAGCCACGCCCUUCCAACCGAAAAGCAAACCUUCGUCCGCGCCCUCCGCGCCCGCAGCUCGCACAACCGCGUAGCAAUGCUCGGCGACGGCCUCAACGACGCCCCCGCCCUCUCCGCCGCAGACGUCGGGAUCGCAUUGAACAGCACAUCAGCCCGCGCCGGCGUGGCGGAAGCGACGAAUGCGCAGACGGCGGAUGUCAUCUUCACGUCGCCCGAGCUGUCGCGGCUGCCGGAGCUGCUGGAGAUUGCGGAGAAGACGACGAGACAGGCGGGGUGGAAUUUGUGGUGGGCGGUGGGGUAUAACUUGAUCGCGGUGGGGUUGGCGAUGGGGGUGGCGGAGCCGGUGGUGGUUGUGGAUGCGGCGAGGGCGGGGACGAUGAUGGCAUUGUCGAGUGUAUCGGUGUUGGGGUGGAGUUUGUGGUUGAGGCGUGAUUUGUCUGGAAUAUCAUCUAAAGGGGCGAAGAGAGGGUAG
Saxophila tyrrhenica is the source of this 2493-nucleotide messenger RNA. RefSeq lists its product as uncharacterized. The transcript is spliced from 2 exons. Lineage: Eukaryota; Fungi; Ascomycota; Dothideomycetes; Mycosphaerellales; Extremaceae. Gene Ontology annotation, cellular component: membrane. The coding region runs from base 1 to 2493 and encodes 830 amino acids. The record is from RefSeq and is a predicted model, not a curated record. Gene Ontology annotation, biological process: monoatomic cation transport; copper ion homeostasis. Gene Ontology annotation, molecular function: copper ion binding; ATP hydrolysis activity; P-type divalent copper transporter activity.